Molecule: messenger RNA, 1334 nt
Organism: Manduca sexta (tobacco hornworm)
Lineage: Eukaryota; Metazoa; Arthropoda; Insecta; Lepidoptera; Sphingidae
Exons: 5
Coding region: 71-670 (199 amino acids)
Cellular component (GO): membrane
Molecular function (GO): growth factor activity
Source: RefSeq, a predicted model, not a curated record
UUCAACAGAACGCCUUACUAGAAGCACGUGCGCCAGUGACCAGUGACGUGAAGUGAUUGUGAUCGGAAAUAUGGCCAGGUUCAUUUUGUGUGUUGUGCUUAUCGCAGUGUUGUCCGGUGCGUCCGGGGCGGCACACAAACACCAUCCCAAAUUCCCCAAAGGACUUGAAGAAUUAGGGAUACGGGAUUACGAGUCUUUUAGAAAAGUUGCAUGCACCGCUGACAACUCAAGAGAGCGCGACAACAUUAUCGAACAGUCUAAAUGCGGGGAACCUAAAGAUGUUUUCGAGUAUCUAAAGACCAAAGCUGCUCAUGAGCAGGUGAGUCCUGCAGCAGUUUGGGUGAAGAGGUGCGUGGGGCUGUGCGAGUACGACAAUGAAGGCUCGUGCGUCCCAGACGAGACUGAGAUUCGGCAUAUACCGAUUCGAAUAUACAACGCAAAAACCAAUAAGGAGACGUGCGCGACGUAUCCAAUAGAGGAGCACAAGAGUUGCAGGUGCUGCGCGUUGUCUCCCGAGAAGUGCGCCGCGCCUCGCGUCUACAACCCUCGUAAGUGCAGCUGUACUUGUCCCAACAUGGAAGAGAGAAGGAACUGCCUCAAAAAGCGGAACCAGAAUAUGAGGUGGAAUCGAUCUAAAUGUCAAUGCGAGGAGAGAAGAAGAGUGCCUUAAACAGUAGUGGAUCAGUGCCGUGGGUGUGAGACUCAAGUGACAGUAUACGUAACUUGCGACUGAAUAAGUGUCUUAUAGUCAUAGGGAAACAAGAAUCUAACAGUAUUAUAGUCUGUAAGCUAUUUAUUUGUUAGUUUUAAGAAAAAAUGGGGCCAAAAGGUGCUGUGAGUAACCUUGAUAUCGUAUUCCAUGACUUUUUGGUUUUAAACUUUAUAUUUAUCUUUUUGUAUAUAUGUGUAAAUAUGGACAUCACUAUUCAGUAUUUUAAUUUAGCGUGAAUAUGAUUUACGCAAUUCCUAAAAUGUGAUAAAAUUAUUCCAUUUUCGGUAGGUUAAUUGUUAUUUUAAUAGCAUUUAUAUUAUUUUGUAUGUAUAAGUAUUAGUGUCUAGUCAACACACGUAAUUUAUUUUGUAUUGUAAAUAAUUUAUUUUCGCAGCUCUCUUUUUUUAACGAUGUACUUAAUUAUUUAUGUAAUGCCUCCGCGAAGUGACCUAGUCGAUGUAGUCCUCGUUGUGCCAAAGGCAUAGAAUCUCAACAGUUCACUUAUUUAUUUGUUAUUUAAUUUUGGAGGUAUUGAAGCUUUAAUAUUAAAUUAUGGACGAGAUUUAAUUAAAAUUUUUGUACUAUUAGUUUUAAGUAUGAAAAUAUAAUAAGUUUUUUUUAC